UGGCUCAGGCUUUACUUUUUACUCCCUCCUCAGCCCCAAACACAACAUGAUGUCCUGUGCUGCUAUGGGCUCAGCUUCGCACGUUAUUUCGCGCAUUCAUGUUGCCUAAGAUUUAAUUUAGCUGAAAUUAUUAUUUUGUAUCUUGAAGUUGAUUUUCAAACGGAGACAGCAGGGAUACUCGCUUGAUCUCAGACUCCAGUGGGUGCUGACAGAGCAAGUUUCACAGGAGACACUGGCAUAAAAACUGUUUUAGUAAUUCCUGAGGGGGAAGAAGACCCCAGAAAAGAGCAGUCUCAGCCGGGAUUAGAGAAAGCAGUCGACCUCUGUGACAAAACGAGAGCAUCAGUCAUGCUGGGCGGUGAAGGGGAGAGCAGCACCUUCUCUUCUGCGAAGGAAGCAGCGGAAGAGAGGCGCAAGUCUCCGGCUGCGGAUGCGGACGAUCCGACUCCCGGCAGCAGGUACACGGAGCACGGAAUGGGUGCUGACCGGUACUACAUCCCCACAGUGUCUAAACAGAGCCCAGAAGCACCGAACCCCUGCUCCUUUAUCCCAUAUACCCCCAGUGGGACGGUUUACACCCCGUCCAGCGCAGGCAGGUACCCCUCAUCUCUCCACCUGGGCUCCGUGUUGCCUCCCGCGGGGUUUUCCCCCUCCGCAGCCGGCCGCAGUCACUUCAGCCCGGCUUACCAGCUGGGGCAGAGUCCCGGGUGCAUCUACCCGCCCUACACUAGCUCAGGGUCGGCUCUCGGCAACAUCACGCUCCCCAGCGCCGGCCCCGGGAUCAGGGCCCAGGUGUACCUCUGCAACCGGCCGCUGUGGCUCAAGUUCCACCGGCACCAGACCGAGAUGAUCAUCACCAAGCAGGGCAGACGGAUGUUCCCUUUCCUGAGCUUUAACAUAGCUGGUCUGAACCUGACGGCGCACUACAACGUGUUUGUGGAGGUGGUGCUGGCGGAUCCGAACCACUGGAGAUUUCAGGGUGGCAAGUGGGUGACCUGUGGGAAGGCGGACAACAGCAGCCAAGGUACUGAGACAGGAAACAAAGUCUACAUCCACCCAGAGUCUCCAAACACAGGGGCCCACUGGAUGAGACAAGAAAUCUCCUUCAGCAAACUAAAACUUACCAACAACAAAGGAACCAACCACAACACUUCACAGAUGAUUGUCCUGCAAUCGCUGCAUAAGUACCAGCCUAGGCUGCACAUCGUGGAGGUGACGGAGGAUGGGGUGGAGGACAUUAGCAGUGACGUGAAGACUCAGAGCUUCACCUUUCCAGAGAACCAGUUUAUAGCUGUGACUGCCUACCAGAACACUGACAUUACACAGCUGAAAAUUGAUCACAACCCUUUUGCCAAAGGAUUCAGAGAUAAUUAUGAUUCGAUGUACACAGCUCCGGACAAUGACCGCCUCACACCAUCUCCGACCGACUCUCCUCGUGCACACCAGAUUGUCCCCGGGGCCCGUUACACCAUGCAACCCCUCUUUCAGGACCAAUUUGUCAACAACCUCCCCCAGAAUCGCUUCUAUAACAGCGAGAGAGCAGUGCCGCAGACUAACAGCCUCCUCUCACCUCAGACAGAAGACGGAGCUUCACAGAGGUGGUUUGUCACCUCCAUGCAGCAAGGCGGCAACAGCACUAGCACCAGCAACAAGCUCGAUCUGACACCCUAUGAGGGGGAAUACUCAAGCUCUCUGCUUCCUUAUGGUAUCAAAUCUCUCUCCAUGCAAACAUCCCACGCUCUCAGCUACUACCCAGACUCUCCUUUCACCACCAUGUCUGCAGGGUGGGGGCCCAGAGCAGCAUACCAGAGAAAGGUUGCUCCCAGCCUGCCUUGGUCUCCCAGGCCCAGUCCCACCUCUUUCCCAGAGGACUCAAACAAAGUUAAACCACAGAUAGAAGAGGAGGUGAAUGUGCAUGGCAGCCUGAUCUCCUCCUGGACAGAGACACAGCCAUCAGCUCUGUCCUUAGACACUGCUGAUUCUUACUCCACGGCCUGCAAACGAAGGCGUUUGUCUCUCAGUGGUCCCAGCACAGAGGACUCACCCUCUGACAUCAAGUGUGAGGACUUGGCCUCUGCUGCCACCAACAGUAGCUCCUAUAGCAAAGAAGCACCUUCAUCCAAAGGCAUGGCAGCUUACUAUUCCUUUUACACCAACCCUUGAACGGGUUGUGCCUAAAAUAUUUUGUCUCAUUUGCUGUUGUUUUUCAUCUGCCACCAUGCAUAUGAAAUAUUAUUUUGCUAUUUUGUUAUGUGCAAACCUAAAAUUUGUCUUGGUGCUGAUAAAUAUGGUGAUCAUUUUUAAAAUUUUCUUUUUGUGGUGACAUAGGAAAUAUCAAGGACGCCUCAGCAUCCUCAGAUGUUGGCUUGAUCCAUCUAUUCUGUCCUAAGUCCAUCUUUUCUCCUUGACUAUUUUUUUUCGCCACCCCAUUUAUGUAACUCUGUAUUUUAAGUUUUGAAAGUGCCAAAGCAUUUGUUUAAUUUCCACAGUAUUCUGUAUGUUUCAUUGCGCAUACAUUACUGUAUCUGCCUUUAUUCUGAGGUUAUGUGUUUACAGAUUAUUUAUUGAAGGCCUGUUGAUAUGAAAUUUGUGCACUCAUAAAUGUGAUGAUAAUAUGCUGUAUAUACCUUCAUUGCAAUGUUCAGAUAUUUGAUAAUAAAAGGCAUAUGUGUUUUAUCCAG
Messenger RNA from Centropristis striata (black sea bass), 2681 nucleotides. RefSeq names its product eomesodermin-like. Bases 349 to 2163 code for a protein of 604 amino acids. Gene Ontology annotation, cellular component: nucleus. Gene Ontology annotation, molecular function: DNA-binding transcription factor activity, RNA polymerase II-specific; RNA polymerase II cis-regulatory region sequence-specific DNA binding. Gene Ontology annotation, biological process: regulation of transcription by RNA polymerase II; CD8-positive, alpha-beta T cell differentiation involved in immune response; endodermal cell fate specification. The record is from RefSeq and is a predicted model, not a curated record. Lineage: Eukaryota; Metazoa; Chordata; Actinopteri; Perciformes; Serranidae. The transcript has 7 exons.